Molecule: messenger RNA, 615 nt
Organism: Trypanosoma brucei brucei TREU927
Lineage: Eukaryota; Euglenozoa; Kinetoplastea; Trypanosomatida; Trypanosomatidae
Gene: Tb927.5.540
Exons: 1
Coding region: 1-615 (204 amino acids)
Source: RefSeq, a predicted model, not a curated record
AUGAAGGAAUUGAAGGGUUCAGAGGGAGAUGAUGUGCCUCGACACCAAGAGAUAUUUAGGAUAAUGGCUCAAAUGCCCCUGCUUAUUCCUGAGGGCGCAGGGAAGGCCCGAUGGAAUUUGAACUCACCGGGAGAUGUUCCGUUUUGUGUCACACAUUUGACUUUUUUUUUUCUUCCUCUUCCUUCCUUUUUGCUUCGCUUCUAUUCGCUAUUGGGUGCAACUUCACACGCACAGGAUGUCCUUCCCUCCGCUUUCUUGUCAUCCUCUUACGGUGCAAAUAACGCACGUGCUACCUUUUUAUUUUGGUACUUGUCACCAGUCCCUUCCGUUUGUGAUUUGCUCCGCUUUCGGAUUUGCCGCGCUACUAUCCACACAAGAAGGAUGGCUGCUACUGUUGUGCGUAAACACAUCAUUGUGUAUUUAAAGCUACACAGAUGCAUAUGCUUAGCCAUUUUUGUUUGCAUACCAGAGGCCUGUACUAUCACUUGCAUCUGCCUCGUCUACUGUUAUAUCUCUUUUUGUGCCCCGACGGAAACAUUCGGGCCUUUCUCUCUAAACAUACAACGAAAGAAACAUCCCCACUCAUUUUCCACCCAAACGGAGAAAACAAAAUAA